CUCCUGAUUAGAAAACAAGGAAAGCUGUCGCAGCAUGACUGCUGCUGCCAACACGGAAUAGCUUACCUGCUGGAUAACUCUUCUCCGGGGCCAGAUAACUAGCACCGCUGCAGAAAUGGAGCAUGCAGGAGCAGAGGGUAGUCAGUCUGUGAAGGGGGCGGCGACUGCAUCUGGUCCGAGGCCCCCUGAACCCCGGCCGGUUUGGGUUUUACUGGAGGAAGCGUCCCAGGUGAAAACUGAAGGCAAUGCUUUCUACAGGGAGAAGAACAUUCGCUCAGCCAUCGGUCGAUAUCACCGCGCUCUGCUUAUCCUGCGAGGCCUCGACGCCGACGUGAUGAAGUUAGUGAAGGGAUUUGGACCCGAGACACCCAUGCUCACACCAGAACAGGAGGAUUUACUGAGAAACACACAAGUGGACUGCUACAACAACUUAGCUGCCUGUUUGCUGCAGAAACAGAGAGUUGACUACGCUCGCGUGUUAGAGUACAGUCUGCGCGUCCUGCAGUGGCGACCCGGCAACGUUAAAGCCUUGUACAGAGCCGGAGUGGCCACUCUGGAGAUGGGAGAUGCACAGACAGCCAAACAGUACCUCACCCAGGCCUGCAAAGACCAGCCCAAUGAUGCAAAUGUGAAGAAGCAGCUGCAGAGGGCUGAGGAAAAACUAAAUCGGGAGCGACAGAAGGAGAAAGCCAUGUAUCGAGGCAUGUUUUCCUCCAGCCUGAGGGACAGCUCCGGAGACGGGAUUAACCAAACCAAGAGAGCUGGUGAGGAAGUGUAGCCUGCCAGCUCAGCCUGCCAAACCAAGCCUCAAACUGAGACUGUCCAACCUCACGUCACCACGAACUGAGGAACGCUCACACUUGUGUCACUCAUUACUUUGUCUCCUGUUUUGUGUUUGAGGCAAAGACAGCAAGGAUUGUAUCAUAGAACAUGCUAUGAAGCUGUCAGUAAGGAUGCGGAGAUGUUGCUGAAAAUAAAGAGGCGAGGAUGGGAAAGUUAGUUUCCUAGCAACCCUGGAAAUAAAAGAAAGUCCCGUAUAGCUAAAAAAGAA
Messenger RNA from Salarias fasciatus (jewelled blenny), 1051 nucleotides. It is a transcript of the gene ttc9c, whose product is annotated as tetratricopeptide repeat domain 9C. The record is from RefSeq and is a predicted model, not a curated record. Lineage: Eukaryota; Metazoa; Chordata; Actinopteri; Blenniiformes; Blenniidae. The coding region runs from base 116 to 778 and encodes 220 amino acids. The transcript is spliced from 4 exons. Gene Ontology annotation, molecular function: protein binding.